CAGAUGUCGAACUAGAUCUCACAAACUUCACGACUAUCUGAGAUCAGUAGCUGUGUUCACAGCUGUACUGUGAGAGAGGCAGGAUCCUACUGCAGCAGGGCUCUGCAUAACAGCUGAUGUGCAACGUGGAAACAAGUCAAACUGGAAUCGCCACCAUCGGAAUUCCGUCCGGUAAUAGUGCGCCUGCAGUGGGCGACCCUGGGAACAGAUGAGAUGAUGAGAUGAUGAACACCACAUAUCAAACGCCACGUACAGAGGAAGGCCAGUCUUUGAUUGUCCGGCUCCAAAGUGGGAAUAUUGGGAAUAGUUUCUAAAUAAGUGUAAACACCUUGUUUGAACCUGCAGCUGCACAGCGCGUGCAACCAACGCAGCCCCGAACAGCGCGAGAAACCGGGCGAGAUGAAAGACACCGAUACCCACACUGUCGUGUACCUGUGGGAGGAGUGUGUGAGUCGGUGUGUGUGUGUGUGUGUGUGUGUGUGUGUGUGUGUUUGUGUGUGUGUGUGUGUGUGUGUGUGUGUGUGUGUGUGUGUGUGUGUGUGUGUGUGUGUGUGUGUGUGUGUGUGUGUGUGUGUGUGAGGGUGUGUGUUUGUGCACCUGCGGACCUGAUCAUAUCGCGGCUCAGACUGCAGCUCCCGACCGAGACCGGACGCCCAAGGACCGGACACCUGAGGCUCCGAGCCAUGGACGCAGCGGAGACAUCCCCCGCCGACCAGGUACCGCGGCUUCUUGACAUCAGCGCCAGCUCGCCCGCCACGGAGCCCAGAUGUGAGCCCUCCACGCCGGAGAAGCCGCCCUACUCAUACGUGGCUCUCAUCGCCAUGGCCAUUAAAGACAGCCCGGAUAGGAGACAGACCCUUAGCGGCAUCUACAGCUACAUCAUCUCCAAGUUCCCUUUCUACGAGACGAACAAGAAAGGCUGGCAGAACAGCAUCAGGCACAAUCUGUCUCUGAACGAGUGCUUCGUUAAAGUCCGCCGGGAGAGCGGCGGGGACAGGAAGGGCAACUACUGGAUGCUGGACCCGGCCUUCCACGAGAUGUUCGAGAGGGGCAACUACCGGCGGCGGAGGAGGGUGAGGAGACCCUACAGACCCCCCAGCGCGCCUUACCUGGAGUACCCGGAGCAGCUCUACCUGCCGCCCUACGUGAGCAGCCCCUGGGGUGUGCGUCAGCCCCCGCCCGGCUCGUCCCAGGUCAUCACCGGUCACACCCGCUGCUUGUCCCCGGUGAGCUCCUACUGCCCUCCCCCGCACUUCCAGCACCCCCCCUACGGGGCCUACCACUGCCAUCUGCCCGCCGUGCUGGUGCCCCACAACGGCUUCCCCUACGGCGGAGUCACGCAGCCGAUGAGCCCCGACGGAGGCACCGUGUCCGUGGGGUGCAACUACCAGCAGUUCCCCUCCUAUUCGAGACAAGCGGAGCCGCAGCUCGCCCUCUCGUUUGACCACUAGAGUUUUAUUCUGGUGGGGUUAUUUGACAGCAAGUUCACAGACUCUGAGUUCAUCUGUUUCACUUUAGUUCACUUCAGCUGUCAGGUUCAACUUUAACUGUUACUUUGAAAAGGUGUAUAUUCUAAACCUGUUGACUAUGUGAAACUGUUUCAUACGAUUUUUGAUAACUUCUCUACACUUUCACUCAUCAAGAACUAUACUGUCAAAGUUCAGUGUUUUGCUUUUGAAAUGACACAGAUCAAGUGUGAGCUGCAGAAGAAAGUUUCUUUGUGUCUGAGGCUCAGUUUAUCACUUAUUUUGCAAUCAAGUAAAUGUUUUUUUAUGAAUGCUUUCUUUAUUUUAUUUUAGUAUAGGCCUACAAAAGUUUAAUUAUGUUAUUUAUUUAUUUUCUCUGCCUUUUUCCAAAUGAUCUGACCUGCUACAUGCAACACAAGGUGACAGUGAAGCACUGAUCAGUUUUCAUUGAAUUUAGAAUGUUUACUUGAUAAAAGUUAUCUAAUGUUUGAUAAAUAAAAUUAUAUUUUUGCAUUG
Messenger RNA from Pleuronectes platessa (European plaice), 1982 nucleotides. RefSeq names its product forkhead box L2-like (gene foxl2l). The record is from RefSeq and is a predicted model, not a curated record. Gene Ontology annotation, molecular function: DNA-binding transcription factor activity, RNA polymerase II-specific; RNA polymerase II cis-regulatory region sequence-specific DNA binding. Gene Ontology annotation, biological process: cell differentiation; anatomical structure morphogenesis; regulation of transcription by RNA polymerase II. Bases 684 to 1451 code for a protein of 255 amino acids. The transcript is spliced from 2 exons. Lineage: Eukaryota; Metazoa; Chordata; Actinopteri; Pleuronectiformes; Pleuronectidae.